AUGCAGGCCCGCGGCUUCGUGCAGGCGCUGGUGGCGCUGGAGCAAGAGGCUGGCCUCAGCUACAGCGACGGGGACCUCCCGGUCGCCGCGGUGCUGGAGGCCAGCCUCGACAUGUUCGGCAGCUACCACCGCGGUGGCGACGGAGCCGACAGACCCGCGGGCUGCGAGGCGGAUGACGAACUGCAGAGGCUGGAGGCGGGCGUCUGCUGUACCGGCCCCGCCGGGGGCAUGCUGGAGUCCCUAGGGGCGAACGUGACGGCCGCGGCCUGGGUGGCCGAAGGGGGCGGGGAGCUGCUGGCGGUGGCCACCACGGCGGACCGACGCCUGCGGCUGCUGGACUCCGAGGGGCAAGUGCUCGCGUCCUUGGAGGGCUUGUCGUCACCUGUCCUGAGCCUCGACACGGCCCCAGGCGCCCCAGGGGGUGGCCACGACGUGCUGCUGGGCGGCAUGGGAGGCGAGGUGUGCGUGCUGCACUUACACAGGCGCCUCUCGGAUGGGUCGGAGGGAGGGUGGGUGCUCGAGCAGCGCCAGCGCUUCUGCGACCACACCAAGCACGUGAACGGGGUCCGUCUCGCGCCCGCCGAGCAGGCCGGUCAGAGCUGCACUCGCUUCCUCACGGUCUCCAAAGACCAUCAGGCCCGCUUGUACUCGCGCGGGCCUGGGGGCGAGUUCUCUAGCGCUGGCGACGCGCGCUUCGCGGGGGAGGUGACCUGCUGCUGCUGGGCCGACAGCCAGACCUUCGCGCUCGCGGCCCGGGACGACCACUAUCUGCACUACUGGGACGCGGGCAAGGACAAGCCAUCUGAGCGGCUCAAGACCAACCUUAACGCCCUGGGCGACAGCGUGGUCUCCUUUGCGGUGCUGGCGUUGGCAAUGUCGCCCGACGGUAAGCUGAUUGCCGCGUGCACCGACAAAUCCCGAGUCCUGGUACUCAGGGCCUUCACCAGCAAGCAGCUGCGGAAUCUUUAUGGGGCGGUUAUCGACGAAUACGACGUGCCGAGCGUGUGCUUUUCCCUGGACUCCGCCUUUUUGUAUGCCAGCUCCUCCCUGUCGGCCCCUAUCCGCAAGGCUCAGGAGCGCUAUGGGGAGGGCGGCGAUGCCCCCAUGCUGGGAGAGGUGGUAGUAUUCCAGUUGCGCACAGGAGAACCCGUGCUCAGGUUGCCGUGCCAUUCCAAGGCAGUUCGGUGCAUGAGUCGGCACCCGCUGGAGGAGGCGCUGGUCACGGGCUCCUUCGACAGGGGAGCAGCGCGCGAUGCCCACGCGCCCGCGGGGCUCAAGAGGUCCAUGAUGGAGGCUCUCCUCUUGCUUGCGGCCGUCGGCUUCUCGCCGCGGGCGGCCGCCUACAUGUCGACAGGCGCUUGCCGCGCCCCUGGACGCACUCAGGAGCGAGAGCCUCAACCUGCUCAGCACACCAGGCUCUACGUGUACAACCCUCUCUACCUGACGGGCAGCACCCGCGCGCAGGAGAUCACCUGCGAGCACUACAUGGGCGUGACCCUCUUCCCUGGGACGAGCCGCCGCCCGACACUGGACGGCCGCCACAGCCUCUCUCAGCACGACUACCACUGGGAGCUCUCCUUCGGCUGGACCAACAAGAGUUGCGGGGGGAGCAUCUUCCUACAUCAGCGGUUUCCGCAGGCACACCUACGUGGGAUCUACCCUCCGCCCGCGGCGCUCUCGGGCCGCUGCGGCGCGACAGUGCCGCUCCUCGGACGUGCUCCUCACGGUUCGGCACCUUUCCGUGCCAUCCGAGUCCUGCUCCAGCCGCAACUCAUACCGCCAGGUGACUCAGGCUAUGAUCUCGUGGGCACGCACCACGCUGGAGUCUGUGGGCAGUCGACGCGCGCCCUUCAGCGGGGCGGACCUCAGCUCGGCGACUCCGUGGACGAGACGUUUCUCGGCUCCCCGUCACUGCUCGAGCCCGACUUGUGGAGCGAGGUCGACAGCGCCGUGGGCCCCUUCCUGGGGCUGGAGGGCCUUUCUGGACGUCUUUGGCAACGGUUCCUCUCGGACCACGACGCCUUCUUUGUCAGCGGGGACACCUUCAUCGGGGCGCACGGACGGUCACGCAGGAUCGACUUCCUCCACGCCCCGUGCAAGUGCAAGGCCCCCAUGGGAGCAGGGCGCCGCCUCAACACAUUGUACGAUCGAGGCCACCGCUCUGUCUACGCGGGCGACAUCUUCGAGGCCCACGCGCAGCACACCUGGGACUACGACAUGAUCAUGCUUCGUCUGGAGGGCGCCCCGAAGCCGCGCGACCUGCAGCAGGUCGCAGCUCGGGAAGCGGGCAAUAUGUACGCAGAGGCGGCGCAGGUCCCCGAGGCGAAGCCCCAACUCACCACAUUUGUACAUCGCUCACGCCGAGUUCAAGUACCCGUCGGCCUCCGUGGAGCAGGAGGCCCCGCAGGGGCACGUGCUCCCGCGUACCUUCUACCAGCAGUUCGUUUGCAUGGGGACGGGCUCGGAGCUCUGCUCCACCUCAGGCUGCGCACGCGCCACAACGACCAGUACACCAGGAUGCAGUUCGCUAGCGCGGACCAGAUCACACUGAAGAGCGUCAACCCAGACGGCCCUCGGGAGACACGCCUCGACGUUCUGGGCGGCCGCCAGAAGAUGGGGACGGCGGCGGCCGCGACACCGCCCGGCGAGGUGGCGGAGUACCUCUGCACGCUGCAGCCGCUGGAGGGCUCGGCCCUCGCCGCCUCGCUGGCGGAGCUGAGGGCGAGGUGCCAGGAUGAGUUCCAGCCGGACGAGACGGGGCUGUACCCCCCGCACGUGUCGGUGACGGGCUUCUUCGAGGCCAACCAUUUGCAGAGGCCGCACCCGCUGGGAGGAUAG
Messenger RNA from Prorocentrum cordatum, 2838 nucleotides. The record is from the annotation of a GenBank genome assembly. NCBI's taxonomy places the organism in Eukaryota, Dinophyceae, Prorocentrales, Prorocentraceae.